Molecule: messenger RNA, 1946 nt
Organism: Uloborus diversus
Lineage: Eukaryota; Metazoa; Arthropoda; Arachnida; Araneae; Uloboridae
Product: probable D-lactate dehydrogenase, mitochondrial
Exons: 13
Coding region: 254-1576 (440 amino acids)
Biological process (GO): lactate catabolic process
Cellular component (GO): mitochondrion
Molecular function (GO): D-lactate dehydrogenase (cytochrome) activity; FAD binding; D-lactate dehydrogenase (NAD+) activity
Source: RefSeq, a predicted model, not a curated record
AAAUAUCUUGCAACUAUUUUGAUAGCAAUAUUGCUGUAAAAGCUGUGACUCGUUCAGAUUAGGAAAUCCCUCUAAGCAGUGCAGUAUUUAAGUAUGGGCUCACUGGGCUAUAGCCCAGGGCAGCAUGAUUGGAGGGACGGCACUUUUUCCCAUAUCAAAAUUCAUAAAAAUGUUACAAGUGAUUUAAUUCAGAAAAUAGCAUCCAUUGUAGGACAAAACAACAUCAGCACCUCUUUGACUGUACGAAAACAGUAUGGCACUGAUGAAGGCUACCACGGGUGCUCUCCAUCCGAUGUUGUUGUUUUUUCCGCAAUGCAAUAAACAUAUUUGUGAGGUAGUUCACCUAUGCCAGAGCUUCAAUGUACCUAUAAUCCCUCAUGGAACAGGAACUGGAUUAGAACAUGGAAUUGGUGCAAUAAUGGGUGGUGUAUGCAUUAAUCUCUCCAACUUGUCAUCUAUAGUUGAAGUGAAUGAAGAUGAUUUUGACUGCACUGUUGAAGCUGGUGUAACUAGGAAAACGCUAAAUGAGUACUUAAAACGUACAGGCCUAAUGUUUCCUGUAGAUCCUGGAGCUGAUGCAUCUUUAGGUGGAAUGGUGGCGACUUCUGCUUCUGGAACUAAUGCAAUGCAUUAUGGAACAAUGAAGCAUAAUGUAUUGAAUUUAGAGGUUGUAUUGGCUGAUGGUAGUAUACUUCACACUUCAGGUCCCCAAAUGCGAGCUAGAAAAUCAUCUGCUGGGUACAAUUUGACAGAAUUAUUUGUUGGCUCAGAAGGAACAUUAGGUAUCAUCACUAAAGUCACACUUAGACUGCAUGCUAUACCAGAAAUGAUGGUUUCUGCUAUAAGUUCUUUCUCAUCUGUUGAAAAUGCAGUCAAUGCAGCAGUUCAAAUGUUACAGUGCAGUAUACCAGUUGCAAAAAUGGAAUUGCUCGAUGAACUUUCGAUGGAGAUAUCCAACAAUUACAGCAACUUGAAUUAUCCAGUAACUCCAUGUUUGUUCUUAGAAUUUCAUGGUUCUGAAAAAUCUAUCAAAGCUGAAAUUGAGCAAGUUGAGGAAGUCAUAAGAGAAAAUCACGGAGGUAAUAUUAUUUGGGCAGAUAAUUUGGAGCAACGAAAUCUAAUUUGGAAAGCCCGUCAUCAAAUUUACUAUGCAACACUUGCACAGAAACCAGGACAUAAAUGUGUUGUAACUGAUGUUUGUGUUCCUAUAUCAAAACUUACCAAAAUAAUUUCUGAAACAAAAAAGGAUAUUGAUGCAUCUGGCAUACUGGGUACAAUCAUUGGACAUGUGGGAGAUGGAAAUUUUCACACGCAGUUACUUUUUGAUCCUAAGAAUGAAAGAGAGUUCGAAAUCGCUCAUCAGCUUGAAGAUAGAAUUUCUAAGCGUGCUCUAUCCUUAAAUGGUACUUGCACUGGAGAACAUGGUAUAGGAAUAGGAAAGAUGUCAUUUUUGGAACAAGAGUAUGGUGAUGUUGGAUUAAAAACUAUGCAGUCAAUUAAGAGGAUUUUAGACCCUAAAAAUAUUAUGAAUCCUGGAAAAGUAAUAAAAUUACCUGAGGAAAAAAAUGCAUGUUGAUUUUAAAAAAAGAUAAACAUUCCAAACAAAUUACCAUUGCGAAGACUCGAGCAAUGAGGUCAGUUUGACAUCUUCCUAUGGAAAGCAUUGCAAGCAUGCAGUUGAUGAAAUAAAAUAUGAUUAUGAUGCAGUCAUUUAAAAGAAGCUGUAAUUGAAAAGAAUAAGUUUUAUUUUAGUAUGUACAUAUACAUUUUCCACCAACAUUUCCUUAUAGAACAUGUGAUAUAUUUUUGAUUUUUACGGUUUACAAAAUGUUUUUACUUUACUUUCAUUAUUCUAAUGCAAUAUUGAAUGCCAAAUAAAUAACCUUUAAUACAAGUUUGAUCAUUGUAAUAAGUUAUCUAAUAAAAAUCAAGUUGUUUGUUUUAAU